This is a messenger RNA of Perca fluviatilis (European perch), 2574 nucleotides long. Its product is annotated as protein NLRC3-like. Gene Ontology annotation, molecular function: protein binding. Bases 23 to 2530 code for a protein of 835 amino acids. The transcript is spliced from 5 exons. The record is from RefSeq and is a predicted model, not a curated record. Lineage: Eukaryota; Metazoa; Chordata; Actinopteri; Perciformes; Percidae.
AACAUACCAGGACUCUAUAUUUAUGGAAGGAAGUCCAGCAGGAGUUUGUAAGCGUAAACUCAAAUCUCACCUAAACGGGAAGUUCCAGUGUAUGUUUGAGGGGAUUGCUAAAGCAGGAAACCCAACUUAUCUGAAUCAGAUGUUCACAGACAUCUACAUCAUAGAGGGAGAAACUGCAAAAGUCAAUGAUGAACAUGAGGUCAGACAGAUUGAAACAGCAUCCAGGAAACGAGACAGACCAGAAACAACAAUCAGACGAGAAGACAUCUUUAAAGCCCCACCUGGAAGAGAUGAACCAAUCAGAACAGUGAUGACGAAGGGAGUGGCUGGCAUCGGGAAAACAGUCUUAACACAGAAGUUCACUCUGGACUGGGCUGAAGGCAAAGCCAACGAGGACAUCCAGUUCACAUUUCCAUUCACCUUCAGAGAGCUGAAUGUGCUGAAAGAGAGAAAGUACAGCUUGGUGGAACUUGUUGAUUACUUCUUUAGUGAAACCAAAGAAGCAGGAAUCUGCAGGUUUGAAGAGUUCCCGGUUGUCUUCAUCUUUGAUGGUCUGGAUGAGUGUCGACUACCUCUGGACUUCCACAACACUGAGAUCCUGACUGAUGUUACAGAGUCCACCUCAGUGGGUGUGCUGCUGACAAACCUCAUCAAGGGGAAUCUGCUAACCUCUGCUCGCCUCUGGAUAACCACACGACCUGCAGCAGCCAAUCAGAUACCUUCUGAUUGUGUUGACAUGGUGACAGAGGUCAGAGGGUUCACUGACCCACAGAAGGAGGAGUACUUCAGGAAGAGAUUCAGAGAUGAGGAGCAGGCCAGCAGAAUCAUCUCCCACAUCAAGACAUCCCGAAGCCUCCACAUCAUGUGCCACAUCCCAGUCUUCUGCUGGAUCACUGCUACAGUUCUGGAGGACAUGUUGAAGUCUAUAGAUCGAAGAGAGCUGCCCAAGUCCCUGACUGAGAUGUACAUCCACUUUCUGGUGGUUCAGUCCAAAGUGAAGAAAGUCAAGUAUGAUGGAGGAGCUGAGGCAGAUCCACACUGGAGUCCAGACACCAGGAAGAUGAUGGAGUCUCUGGGAAAACUGGCUUUUGAGCAGCUGCAGAAAGGCAACCUGAUCUUCUAUGAAUCAGACCUGACAGAGUGUGGCAUCGAUAUCAGAGCAGCCUCGGUGUACUCAGGAGUGUUCACACAGAUCUUCAAAGUGGAGAGAGGACUGUACCAGGACAAGGUGUUCAGCUUCGUCCAUCUGAGUGUUCAGGAGUUUCUGGCUGCUCUUCAUGUCCAUCUGACAUUCAUCAAUUCUGGAGUCAACCUGCUGUCAGGAAAAGAAACCUCAUCAUGGCUGCCUAAAGUCUUCAGAGAAAAACUAAAACCUCUCCACCAGAGUGCUGUAGACGAGGCCUUACAGAGUCCAAAUGGACACCUGGACUUGUUCCUCCGCUUCCUCCUGGGUCUUUCACUGCAGACCAAUCAAAAUCUCCUACGAGGCCUGAUGACACAGACAGGAAGUAGCUCACAGACCAAUCAGGAAACAGUCCAGUACAUCAAGAAGAAGAUCAGUAAGAAUCUGUCUGCAGAGAGAAGCAUCAAUCUGUUCCACUGUCUGAAUGAACUGAAUGAUCGUUCUCUAGUGAAGGAGAUCCAACAGUACCUGAGUUCAGGAAGUCUCUCCACAGGUAAACUGUCUCCUGCUCAGUGGUCAGCUCUGGUCUUCAUCUUGCUGUCAUCAGACGAAGAUCUGGAUGUGUUUGACUUGAAGAAAUACUCUGCUUCAGAGAAGGCUCUUCUGAGGCUGCUGCCAGUGGUCAAAGCCUCCAAGAAAGCUCUGCUGAGCUCCAACCCCUCCCAUCUGAGAGAGCUGGACCUGAGCUACAAUCAUCCAGGAGACUCAGGAGUGACACUACUGUCAGCAGGAUUUAAGAAUCCUUUCUGGAGACUGGACACUCUCAGGGUGGAGCCUGCUGGAGUCAGAUGGUUGACACCAGGUCUGAGGAAGUAUUCCUUUGAACUCACACUGGAAACAAACACAGUGAACAGAAAACUCAAACUGUCUGACAACAACAGGAAGGUGACAUUAGUGAUGGAGGAUCAGCCAUAUCCUGAUCAUCCAGAGAGGUUUGACCACUGGUGGUCUCAGCUGCUGUGCAGAGAUGGUCUGACUGGUCGCUGUUACUGGGAGGUAGAGACGAGAGGAGAUGUUAAUAUAUCAGUGAGUUACAGAGGAAUCAGCAGGAGAGGACACAAUGAUGAAUGUGUGUUUGGAUGUAAUGAUCAAUCGUGGAGUCUGAGCUGCUCUGAUGAUGGUUACUCUGUCUGUCACAAUAACAUCAGAACACCCAUCUUCUCCUCCUCUGUCUCUGGUAGAGUAGCAGUGUAUGUGGACUGUCCUGCUGGCUCUCUGUCCUUCUACAGAGUCUCCUCUGACUCACUGAUCCACCUCCACACCUUCAACACCAAAUUCACUCAAAUGCUCUAUCCUGGGUUUGGGGUUUGGUCUCGUGGUUCCUCAGUGUCUCUGUGUCCUGUGUAGGACGGAGAGUCUCCUCCGUCCUACACACACACACACACACACAC